This is a messenger RNA of Racocetra persica, 903 nucleotides long. Lineage: Eukaryota; Fungi; Glomeromycota; Glomeromycetes; Diversisporales; Gigasporaceae. The record is from the annotation of a GenBank genome assembly.
ACACGAGAAAUGCAAUGCUAAAUUAUUUUAAAGCAAUUAAAAAAGUUGAUACAUUUGAUACUUUUGAUAAAGGCAUUAGUGCAGCAAGAAGUUAUAGAGAAUUGAAUAAUCAAUGUGCUUAUGACAUAGUAUUUAUUGGACUUUAUGAAAAUAAUGAAGAAGAGGUCAUGAAAGCAACUUUAGAAUUAAGAGGACUAGAAAUGAAUAAUAAUAAUUUAGCUAUAAUCUUUAUAAUUUUUCAAAAUAAUAAAGAAAAUGAAUUAGCCGAAAAAUUAAUUGGAAAAGUUGGAGGAAAAAUUACAAUUCUUCAUACUCCAAUUACAUGGAAAAAGUUAAUUAGUCUAUUUAUGUAUGUGGAAAACAACUACUCUGCUAUUAAUAAAAAUAAUAAGAGUCUGCAUGCAAAUGAAAAUAUUCUGAAGAGAUUAGCAGAUCAUAAGUUUUGUAAAUCUGAAAAUAUAGAUCAAGAUAUAUAUGAAGACAUAAUAGGAAGUGAUUCCAAGAUAAGCAAGUGCAUUUUAUGUGUGGAUGAUAAUCCUAUUAGUCUUGAGAACACAUUGAAACAAGUUUCAAAACUUGGUUAUUCAACAAUUUCUGCAUCAAAUGGUCUAGAAGCAGUCAAAUUGAUUGGUUCAAAAUCAGUCUAUUCAGAUAUAGAUCGGAUAAAGCCUUAUAAAAUUUCAUUAGUUUUAACAGAAUAUAAUUUACCGAUAAUGUCAGGCUUUGAUUUUUCACAAGCAAUUAGGGCAAUGAAACUACCAAUUUCAAAUAUACCAAUCAUUGCCUUAACAGCCUUACCUGUGGAAGAGAUACGAAAUAAAUGUAUCGAAUCAGGAAUAAAUGAUUAUAUUGCAAAGCCUUUGCAAACUGAAGAACUUGAAAAUGUUUUAACUAAAUGGAUUG